UUCGAGGCAACCAUAUGUUCCACGGUGUCUGCAGACUUUAGUGUGAGCGUGAUUUUUAGUGGGCAGGAUCGCGAUCAUUUGGACAGAAAGAGGAGAAAGUGAGGCGAGCUGAGCGGAGGAAAGACACUCAAACCAGCAAGAGGGCUGAGGCUCAACUUUGUCGCAGAAGCGCACACAAGUCAGAGAUUACGCACUCAGGAACUUGACUUGAAGUCGCCAACAUUUUUGCUCUUGUCGAACUACAACUUCUAACUGGUGGAUGUUUAAAGCUGGCCAAGGUGUAACGCAGAGUCGAAGGAAUGUAUCCAAGUCGGACCGCGCUGAGCGGAUGUCUCCGGGGAUGUCCAGGCUGGAUGGUCGUGCUGCUCCUCGGCUUCCUGGACCUCAGCGUGUCGGGAUCUGACUACGCCCAAGACCCCAGCGUGGUAGCAGCCACUUCAUGGAACACUUCUACUGAUGGGCUAUCUUUUAUCCGUCUUGAAACUCCGAUGAACAACAUCACCACCUCUCUGGGCCAAACAGCUGAACUGUUCUGUCGCGUGUCGGGCAACCCACCACCGACAGUACGCUGGCUAAAGAAUGACGCGCCUGUGGUACAGGAGCCACGACGAAACUGGUUAGAGUUCGUGCCUGUGGCAGCUGAGCAGUCCAAAACAGCCUGCCACACUAAAAAGGGAAUCACUUUCCUACAUCACAUUGAAAACAUUUUAUGA
This is a messenger RNA of Hippocampus comes (tiger tail seahorse), 713 nucleotides long. RefSeq names its product inactive tyrosine-protein kinase transmembrane receptor ROR1-like. The coding region runs from base 300 to 713 and encodes 137 amino acids. NCBI's taxonomy places the organism in Eukaryota, Metazoa, Chordata, Actinopteri, Syngnathiformes, Syngnathidae. The record is from RefSeq and is a predicted model, not a curated record. The transcript is spliced from 3 exons.